Ogataea angusta is the source of this 903-nucleotide messenger RNA. RefSeq lists its product as uncharacterized. The coding region runs from base 1 to 903 and encodes 300 amino acids. NCBI's taxonomy places the organism in Eukaryota, Fungi, Ascomycota, Pichiomycetes, Pichiales, Pichiaceae. The record is from RefSeq and is a predicted model, not a curated record. The transcript is spliced from 2 exons.
AUGGACCCUCUACACGCGGCGGUGGUGGCAGAGGCAGCUGCGCGGGCCAUCAAAAACUACGAGGACGGCGACGGGGUGUGGCCGGAAAACCCUGGCGCACAAGGGCGUCACAAUGGCGAAGGCAGCGCACACAGCACCAAAGACGAGUCGCAGGAGAAGUUUGUGCUUGAUCCGGCCCUACAGCUCGAGCUGGAGAAGUACGGCAAGCAGGAGGCGCACGACGCGCACGAUCUCGAGCACAAGAAGCAGGACGGGCCGUUAUAUGUGACCGGCAACGACAAGAUCCGCCGCUCGAACCUGGAGAAAAUCGGGGCGUGCAACAGGUGCGCCAAGCGGCUCAAGGAGUCCGACAGAGACCACAAGGUGUGCGAGAGGUGCCGCACGAAAAAGAAGCGCGGCCUCAGCGUCUCGUCGCCGCCGAAUAAGCGCAUCGCUCUGGCGGAGGAGCACCACAACGGGUCCAAGCAUGGCGGCCAACAGGCGUCGGCAGAGGCCGUCGCGGCAGCAGUGCUCAACAGACAGCAAUCUGGCCACGACCAGGACAUUCUGCUGCCCGAGAACUUCCAUAACCUGCCCCACAUCCACCAUUCGCAGCUGAACCAGCAGCUGAACCAGCAGCUGCACCAACAGUUGUCGCAGCUCGGGCAGGAUCACUCGUCGUCCAACACGGACGACGAGGAGGUCGAGGGCUCGUCUCACGAAGAAGACGUCGGCGGAUCGCUCACGAUCCCGAACCCAGACCGGAUCUGUCUCAAGUGCGGCAACCAUAUCCACAUCGACGACCUCAGCUUCAACCCAGCGGCCAGCAUCUGCUCGAAAUGUCUCGAAAACGACGACGACCCAGAAACCACCGCCAACCUGUUCAUGAACCCCGAGGGCGACGUCAUCGGCAAGAAUGCGUAG